AUGACAGGCCGUUCAUAUUCAUCCUAUGAUGCCGGCACCGACAGCUACGUAUCUCCACCUUUUGAUGGUUCGCGUGCCAUAGCAAAUUCAACCUUUUCAACUAGCGGUGGCACUGUUGGUAGCAACGGUGUCGGGAUAAGUGCCGGCCCAGGCCCUAUCAAUGCGUCUGGAUAUCGUCCAUACUAUUCCCCGGCUACUUUUGAGUCGCCUCUUAAGGUGCGUGAGCCUUCAUUUAGCAACUACACUGGCGCCACCAUUGUGUCAUCAGCAACUAAUAGUGGUGUGGGAAAUAGCACUAGUGGUGGUCUUGUUUCUGGAAUCUCUGGGGGGUCUGGUUCUGGAAACAGUGGUUCGUCAGCUGCCUCAGCACUUUCAUCCUUCACACGCAGCAUUGCUGGAUCCCGUUCAAGUCCUGGUGGCGGGCCGAUUGCGACGGGCCGUAUUGAGAAAGGCGAUUACGAUUAUUUGGAUAUGGGCUCCGCAAAUGAUACUGUUACUGAACUUCUCAAGUCGAUGAUUCGACUGUAUGGCAAAAUUUUUAUUUCGCAACCCUGGCGCGUGGGCCGGUUACUUUUGCAGGUCGGUGAUUGGGCUGAAACCGAAGAUCCGACUUUUUUUGAAGUUGACGAGAACGAAGAAGAAGAGGCUGAAGAGGGUGCUGGUAAUGUUUCUGGGGAUGAAGAUUUAUAUGACAACAAUAAGAAAUCCCGAUAUGGUAGCCGUCACGGGGGCAGCUCACUUGAAUUCCGUAACAGUAGCGCAUCUCGACGACGGGAAAAUGAUGGCUACGAGUUGGAUGAUGCUGAAGAAGAAAUUGAUGAUGAGAUGAGUUACUUUACAUCUGUUGGAGAAGACUUGUCAACUCGAAAUGUACGCACACACUCACCGCGUGGUCCUGCUGGGUCCCGUUCUCGUGGUAAAGGUCCUAGUGGAAUUCGUAGUCCGGAUGAUACUAAAUCGCGUCGAAACUCGGUCAAGAGUGAGACUAAGGAUGUUUCAGUUACAGCUGCACAAAUUUCGCGACGCGAGCGACGACGGCAGUUUGCACGGUACGUGAACCGUGUGCAGCCUUUGAGUACAGACUUUACAGACCUUAUUUCUGCAAUCCAUGGUCGUGACGGUCUGCGCGGAAUUUGGAGAGCUGUAAAUACAUCAUUUAUCAUGGACGCUCUGCAAGUGACGAUUGAGGCCUGGCUUUCUGGGUUCUACGCAUCAUUGACUGGCGUUCCUGAUCCCCACUUUUUGGAUGUGGCAUACUCUCCUACCCCAGGAGUGUCACUGCUGACAGUUGUUGCAGCUGCUACUACUACGGCUGUGAUUCUUGCUCCUUUAAGCAUCAUUCGCACACGACUCGUGACAACGACACUAGGGACUGACCCACGAUCUGUGCGGACAUCGAUUGCGCAGCUGGACUCGUGGACGUGUCCCUUGCCGGUGAUUUUGCCUACAAUUUUGUAUGCCAGUGCCACGUCACUUGUACGCAAAUCUGCUGGAUACGUGAUCCAUGUUGUUCUUGGUGUUGACAAGAUUGUAUCGCCUGUACUGCAUGGGGCUUUAAGCUUGACCGGGACAAUGCUUGAAGUGUGUGUAAAGUUACCUUUGGAGACGAUGGUGCGCCGCUCGCAUAUGGACUACCUGACGGAGGGCAAUACUUUUGGCAUUCUGACUACCGGCGGAUUGACUGGAUCUUCUAGCGGAACAGGAGAUGGCGAUAGUGGCGCGGUGAGCGAUUCUAGUGUGGUAAGCAACAGAUCGUCUGCUAAUUCGACGCGCAAGAGAACACGGACUGUUACAGGAACUGGACUUGCUCGUCGAAGACAGCCACGGAAGCUGGCUCCCCGGGAUCUGAUUGUGAAACCUGUGCAGUAUGAGGGUGUCCUGGGGACUUUGUGGUCAGUUGUGACUGGCCGGGUCGGAGUUGAAACGCUGUACCGGGGCUGGAGAGUGUCUGUGCUUGGUGUGAUUAGUGAAUGGGGUGUAGAGACGCUAGACAGCCAGGAGCUGGGUGAUGGCACCAAGGAGCGCUUUUAG
Molecule: messenger RNA, 2031 nt
Organism: Magnusiomyces paraingens
Lineage: Eukaryota; Fungi; Ascomycota; Dipodascomycetes; Dipodascales; Dipodascaceae
Exons: 1
Coding region: 1-2031 (676 amino acids)
Source: RefSeq, a predicted model, not a curated record